Messenger RNA from Myotis lucifugus (little brown bat), 3977 nucleotides. It is a transcript of the gene COL21A1, whose product is annotated as collagen type XXI alpha 1 chain. NCBI's taxonomy places the organism in Eukaryota, Metazoa, Chordata, Mammalia, Chiroptera, Vespertilionidae. The record is from RefSeq and is a predicted model, not a curated record.
UUAGAACAAAAACAGAAACAUGGCUCACCAUAUUACAUGUCUUUGGAUAAUUUUGGUUCUGCUUCUUCGGAAUUCUGUAUUCGCUGAAGAUGGAGAAAUAAGAUCAAGUUGUCGUACUGCUCCAACAGAUUUAGUUUUCAUCUUAGAUGGUUCUUACAGUGUUGGCCCAGAAAGCUUUGAAAUAGUGAAAAAGUGGCUUGUCAACAUCACAAAAAACUUUGACAUAGGACCCAAGUUUAUUCAGGUGGGAGUGGUCCAAUAUAGUGACUACCCCGUACUGGAGAUUCCUCUUGGAAGACAUGAUUCGGGAGAGAAUUUGGUGGCAGCAAUGGAAUCCAUACAUUACUUAGGAGGAAACACAAGAACAGGGAAGGCCAUCCAGUUUGCACUUGAUUACCUUUUUGCCAAGUCCUCACGAUUUCUGACUAAGAUUGCAGUAGUACUUACGGAUGGUAAAUCCCAAGACGAAGUCAAAGAAGCAGCAGAAGCAGCAAGAGACAAUAAAAUAACAUUAUUUGCCAUCGGUGUUGGUUCAGAAACAGAAGAUGCAGAACUUAGAGCUAUUGCCAACAAGCCUUCAUCUACGUAUGUGUUUUAUGUUGAAGACUAUAUUGUGAUAUCCAAAAUAAGGGAGGUGAUGAAGCAGAAACUUUGUGAAGAAUCUGUCUGUCCAACACGAAUUCCAGUGGCAGCUAGAGAUGAGAAGGGGUUUGAUAUUCUUUUAGGCUUGGGUGUAAAGAAAAAGGUUAAGAAAAGAAUCCAGCUUUCACCAACAAAGAUAAAAGGAUAUGAAGUAACAUCAAAAGUUGAUUUAUCAGAAUUCACAAGCAAUGUUUUUCCAGAAGGUCUUCCUCCAUCAUAUGUAUUUGUCUCCACUCAGAGAUUUAAGGUCAAGAAAAUAUGGGAUUUAUGGAGAAUUUUAACCAUUGAUGGAAGGCCACAAAUAGCAGUUACCUUAAAUGGUGUGGAUAAAACACUACUAUUUACAACGACCAGCGUGGUUAAUGGCUCACAAGUGGUCACCUUUGUUGACCCUCGAGUUAAGACAUUGUUUGAUGAAGGCUGGCAUCAAAUUCGUCUCUUAGUAACAGAACAGGAUGUAACUCUAUAUAUCGAUGAUCAACAAAUUGAAAAUAAAUCCUUACAUCCAGUUUUAGGGAUCUUCAUCAGUGGCCAAACCCAAAUUGGAAAAUACUCUGGGAAAGAAGAAACUGUUCAGUUUGAUGUCCAAAAGUUGCGAAUCUACUGUGACCCAGAACAGAACAACCGGGAGACAGCAUGCGAGAUUCCCGGAUUUAAUGGCGAGUGUCUCAAUGGCCCCAGUGAUGUAGGUUCAACUUCAGCUCCCUGUGUUUGUCCUCCUGGAAAACCAGGACUACAAGGCCCCAAAGGUGACCCUGGACGGCCUGGGAACCCUGGCUACCCUGGACAGCCUGGUCAAGAUGGUAAGCCUGGAUAUCAGGGAAUCUCAGGAUCACCAGGUGUUCCAGGAUCCCCAGGAAUACAAGGAGCACGAGGACUACCAGGUUACAAAGGAGAACCAGGGAGAGAUGGUGAAAAGGGUGACCGUGGACUUCCUGGUUUUCCUGGGCUUCACGGAAUGCCAGGAUCAAAGGGUGAAAUGGGCCCCAAAGGAGAUAAAGGAUCACCUGGAUUUUAUGGCAAAAAGGGUGCAAAAGGUGAAAAGGGAAAUGCUGGUUUUCCUGGCCUUCCUGGACGUGCUGGAGAACCAGGAAGACAUGGAAAGGAUGGAUUAAUGGGUAGUCCUGGUUACAAGGGAGAAGCGGGCCCUCCAGGUGCUCCGGGGCAGGAUGGACCACGGGGAGAGCCUGGAAUCCCAGGAUUUCCUGGAAACCAAGGAUUAAUGGGACAAAAGGGAGAAAUUGGGCCUCCAGGACCAUUAGGAAAAAAAGGAGCUCCGGGGAUACCUGGUUUGAUGGGAACCGAUGGCUCACCAGGUCAGCCUGGAACUCCAGGAUCGAAGGGAAAUAAAGGUGAACCUGGACUUCAAGGGAUUCCUGGGGUUUCUGGGCUCAAGGGAGAGCCAGGAGCAGUAGGCCCCCCGGGAGAACCAGGAUACCUGGGUUUACCUGGAAUCCAAGGCAAAAAGGGAGACAAAGGAAAUCAAGGUGAAAAAGGCAUUCAGGGCCAAAAGGGAGAAAAUGGAAGACCAGGGAUUCCAGGGCAACAGGGAAUUCAAGGUCAUCAUGGUGCAAAAGGAGAGAAAGGUGAAAAGGGAGAACCUGGUGUCAGAGGUGCCACUGGACCAAAAGGAGAAUCUGGGAUGGAUGGCCUGAUGGGGCCUGUGGGUCCCCAGGGACAACCUGGAGAAACAGGUCCUCGGGGACCUCCAGGAUUGGAUGGGAAGCCUGGGAGAGAAUUUUCAGAACAGUUUAUUCGACAAAUUUGCACUGAUGUAUUAAGAGCCCAGCUACCAGUCUUACUUCAGAGAAGAAUUCAAAAUUGCGAUCGUUGCCAGUCCCAACAUGGUUCCCCUGGUGUCCCUGGGCCACCUGGUCCUAUAGGCCCAGAAGGUCCCCGAGGAUUUCCUGGUUUGCCAGGAAGAGAUGGUGUUCCUGGACUAAUGGGUGCUCCUGGACGCCCAGGUGCCAGAGGAGUAAAAGGCCUCCCAGGAAGAAAUGGGGCAAAGGGGAACCAAGGGUUUGGGUACCCUGGAGACCAAGGGCCUCCUGGUCCACCAGGUCCAGAGGGCCCUCCUGGAAUAAGCAAAGAAGGUCCCCCAGGAGACCCCGGUCUCCCUGGCAAAGAUGGAGAUCAUGGAAAACCUGGCGUCCAAGGGCAACCAGGUCCCCCUGGCAUCUGCGACCCAUCACUAUGUUUUAGUGUAAUAGUCGGAAGAGAUCCAUUUAGAAAAGGACCAAACUAUUAAGGUCUAAUGCCUCAUUCAGCGACCGAGGCAUGGUGCUUUUCUUCUGUGGUCUUAUGCAUCUCAGGAAGAUAACAACAGUAAUCCCUUGAAAAGAAACUAAAGUACCUCGGUGUUUUUAUUAUUAUUUUUUCCUUAAGGAAAUAUAUAUAAAAGGUCACAUAUACUGAUCUUAAAGGAUCCUCAGUAAUUUGGAGCCUUUAGAUUAGUAGCAUUAACCAAAUCUCAAGGGUUUCUUGUAAGUCCAUUUGUUUUCAUCGAAGUUGAAUAUAAAAACCACCAUUGCCUGUUAGCCAGUGCAUGUCAGUCACUGUGAAAUAUUUCACACGCAGCCUCCAUGCAGAAGAGUAUUUGAGUUCCAUUUCAUGUCUGUGUGAAUUUCAUGCUUCAUAUCUCAUAACGCAUGCUUCUUCAUUAGAAAAAAACAAACAUGUUUCUGGUGAUUGGAAAUAAGAUCAGGGCUGAUAUUCAGCUGGGACCGACCUUAUUGCCAUACCGGUCAUUUACUCCAGUGUCUGUGCUGAUUGGAUGGGGCAAUGGACUGCUGGUUGCUCAACAUCCUGAGUAUUACAUGUGAAUAAGAUUAAUGUGUUUCUUAUUUCACUUGCAAAUUAUCAAAUUUGAUUAAUGACUACGCUGAGAAAGUACACAGGGAAUGGUGAAAGUUAUGUAACAUUACACAGGGAAUGGUGAAAGUUAUGUAACAUUAAAGUAUUUUUUUGUAAGUGCCAUUGUACCUGGUCAAUAUAUUCAAAGCGUGCAGAAGUUCAGAAAUAGUAAAAAAACUUUCUUCUUCAUACUUGCUGGGUAAUUGGAAUGUUUGUUGUAUGCCUUCAUGUUCCAUUGCACUUAUAUGUGUACGUUCAUAUAUGUUAACGUUCAUUGUAGCAAAGGUAUUGGGAAUAAAUGCUGUGGUUGAAAGGAAACUCCACAGUUCCUAGUAUGUCUUGAUGUUUUUAGUAGACUUUAAAAUAUUGUGAGUAGUCUUUGGGUACUGUACUUAAUGCUUUUGUAAGGAACAUAAUUUGAGAUAUUUUAUCUUUAUUAUGCUUUAAGUUUUGUUGCAUGCUUGUUAUUCAAAGUACAAUAA